This is a messenger RNA of Monascus purpureus, 613 nucleotides long. NCBI's taxonomy places the organism in Eukaryota, Fungi, Ascomycota, Eurotiomycetes, Eurotiales, Aspergillaceae. The record is from the annotation of a GenBank genome assembly.
CUAAUAUUGAUCCUUUGCUAGCGGCCGACUUCUGUCAUGUUCCGGGGGCUUUACCAUGGCAUAUAUAAAGAGAUCACUCGAUAGACGUCUCAGAUUCAUCUCUCAAAGAACAUACAGACACUGACUUUUCUAAAUCCUAUUUCAAUUUUACUCUUAAGUCAUUCUGCUGUCGUCCAGGCCCACUACGAGAAUGUCCAAAGUUCUGGGAUCGUUUGUCCAGAAAGCACAGGGUAUCAAGAAUGCCCCCUCCAAGUUCACUGCUACCGCUGCGGAAGGUAGUCGCCUUAUCCCUUCCAAGACUAAGGACGCCGAGUUCCAGAUGCGCAUCGAUGCGGGACAUUACGAUCCAAACACAAAACAUCUCAAUGUCGUCCUGCAGGUCAACUCACAAGCUAAAAGUCCAGCCCUCAAGGACUGGAUCAAAAAGGACACAACACAUGGAAAACUUGCUACCGCGACAUUUGAUACUGCGGCCUCCGACAAACAGGCUGAAUACAACAAGAUGCUUCUCGAACUCCAAGAAAAGGCAAAAAGCAAACUCGGAUGACCUUCCAGUAAGCGACCCCCAACCAGGCACACUACUGCAAGGUUACUUAACUAACAUGGAUAAGCG